Myotis davidii is the source of this 1069-nucleotide messenger RNA. RefSeq names its product chemokine (C-C motif) ligand 1 (gene CCL1). Gene Ontology annotation, biological process: lymphocyte chemotaxis; cellular response to interleukin-1; chemokine-mediated signaling pathway. NCBI's taxonomy places the organism in Eukaryota, Metazoa, Chordata, Mammalia, Chiroptera, Vespertilionidae. Gene Ontology annotation, molecular function: chemokine activity; CCR chemokine receptor binding. The transcript has 3 exons. Bases 323 to 973 code for a protein of 216 amino acids. The record is from RefSeq and is a predicted model, not a curated record. Gene Ontology annotation, cellular component: extracellular region.
UACUGUUUAUCUGUGAGUCAAAGGGCAGCAGGUGGAGGUCAGGUGUGCGUCUCAGUGGCUUUCCUGGUCUAACGUACGGACUGCUGGCAAGCUGUCAGGUGAUGAGAUCAUUGAAAUGGGAAAUAGAGGGGCAGGGCUCAAACACUGAGUCAUAUGCACAACAAUGAGUCAUAUGCCACCAUUCGCACAGGCCCUGGAUAGGUGACUGGGGCGAGUUAACGCAACUGCUGAUUGGCAGAACUGGGGACCAAAUGCACAUGUGUCUUAGUCCUGGCCCAGAGCCCUUUAGCUGGGGUCAGCGGCUGCAUCCCUGGAUGAAAAGAUGUGGGAUCAGAGAAGCCACAAGCAGGCCACUUCCUCUCACUCACUCUUCUCAGCUUCUCAGGGGGCAGCUCCUACCCACUUUGUCAAGAUCCCUAUCUGCUCCUGCACGUGGGAAGUUUCCAGGCACUUGCGCGUUGCAUCCCUCAGAGAGGUGGGGAGGGCGUGGUCAACGCGGCCCUGGACCUGUGCACCCACCUCUUCUCCCCAUGACUUCCCCACCUGGGAGCACCCAUUUCGCUCUAUAAAAACCCUGGCCACUGCAGGAUGGGGUACGGAGAACACUUGCUUCACCAGAUUCGUGAGACCUCUCCAGAGAGACCCGAGCCAGCCCGCGAUGAAGCUCAUCACCCCGGCCCUGGUGUGCCUGCUGCUGGUGGGGACGUGGCUGCAGGAUGGGGACAGCUGGAGCCAAAGGUGUUUUGCAAGCAGUAUAGAUGUGCCGUCUUCCAAUUGUUGCUUCACAUUUGUAAGGAAAGCGAUUUCCCCGAAGAGCAUCCUGUGUUACAGAAACUCCAGUUCCUCCUGCUCCCACCAGGAUCGUCUAAUAUUCAAAUUGAAAGGAGGCAAGAAGAGCUGUGCCUUGAAGACAGACAAAUGGGUUACCGCUAUCUUACGGAAGAUAAAACCCUGCUUGCCGACGGAAAUGUGAUCUGGUUCCUUUCUACCCUGGACUCUGGAGGCCUCCUGGCUUCACCCGCCCCCUCCCCCACCCCUCCACCCUCCACCUGUUCUGCGCCAACAUUGC